Molecule: messenger RNA, 738 nt
Organism: Bactrocera dorsalis (oriental fruit fly)
Lineage: Eukaryota; Metazoa; Arthropoda; Insecta; Diptera; Tephritidae
Product: ATP-dependent RNA helicase glh-1
Exons: 1
Coding region: 61-558 (165 amino acids)
Source: RefSeq, a predicted model, not a curated record
UUGUGUUAGUUUAAUUUUGUUAACGAGACUUAGUAGAUAGUAUCAGAAUUUCUCCACACAAUGAAAUUGUUUGUCGUCCUUUCAGCAAUCGUAGCGGUUGGUUGUGCUAUGCCGCAAUUCGGCGGCGCCAAUGCUAACUCUGAGGCCAGUGCGAAUUCUGAAGGAGGUUUCGGAAACCAACCUGGUUAUGGUGGUGGCUUUGGCGGAAAUCCUGGCUUUGGAGGCGGUUUUGGUGGAAAUAAUGCCUUUGGUGGCGGUUAUGGUGGAAAUCCUGGUUUUGGAGGCGGUUUUGGUGGAAAUCCUGGCUUUGGCGGCGGUUAUGGCGGAAAUCGUGGAUUCGGGGGAGGUUUCGGUUACAAUCCCAGUUAUGGUGGUGCGCCUAGCUUUGGCAAUUCCAAUUCCAAAGCCGAUGCCAGUGCCAGUGCUAAUUCCAGCGGCGGUGGAUUCGGUGGAAGUUCUGCCAAUGCAGUCGCUGAUGCUAGCUCUAAUGGCUUCGGUGGUGCCAAUUCCAACGCCAACGCCAACGCAAACGCCAUUGCAAACAGCUUUGGAAAAUAAAGUAAUUUAAAUAUAAAUUAUGAAUAAAUCCCUCUAUAAUGUGCUCAUUUUCUCGUAUCGCGCAUUGAAUUUUGCUACAUUUCUGGCUGCUCAACGCUAUACUAGGAUAUAAUUAAUUUAUUUUUAUUGCGAAUAUAAGGAAUGUGGAGAAAAUAAAUAAAAGAUCUAUAAUUUAACAAA